Molecule: messenger RNA, 2171 nt
Organism: Coregonus sp. 'balchen'
Lineage: Eukaryota; Metazoa; Chordata; Actinopteri; Salmoniformes; Salmonidae
Source: the annotation of a GenBank genome assembly
AUGGCUGGAGUGGCAAACAGACUGAGCAGUGCAUCUGCAAGAGGAGAUUUAGCAGAAGUUGAGAUGUUAUUAAUGAACGGAGCAGAUGUUAAUGAAAACAAUGCAUUCGGCAGGACACCGUUACAGGUUGGUUAUGCAUUUUAUUUUAUAAACAUGUAAAUCUAUAAAUUCAUGAUUCAGUCUAUUUGAUCGCUAUGAACUUAAACCACCACAUCUUAGCAUAUGUGUGUAUUAGUAUAGCCUAAUGUAAAAUAGAAUGAACUGUGUGCUUUAUUGACAAAUAAAGUGUUAAAAGUAUCCAGUGGGUACAAUUCUGUAACUUGGACUUAUAAGUAUACUUGAUCCAAAUGAUUUUCAACGAAUAGCCUAAUAAAGCAUAAAGAGUAUAUGCUGUGUUAGGUGUCAUAUUUUUAUUUGUAUGAUUUAUGGAGAGUGCAGCAAAGUGACUUGUAGGCCUUAAUUUAGUAGCAAUAUGUGAACCCAAUGUAGACUAGAGUAAUGAUGUAGACCUAUCUAUGAUUUACCAGAGACGUGAAUAAUCGCUAAAUACAUAAUACAAAACUGUAAUUGAAAUGCAUUAUUUAUUUGUUGUUGUUGAAUAUAUUCAUAUUUUUUACAUUCUGUAGACUAAAAAGUUUAGCAGGUUUAUAUAUCUUGAUGAGGGUGGUAAAUCACAUGGGUUCAAACACUAUAAAGAAAUAUCAUUGCUCAAUAGUGAUAAUUACAGAAGAUAAUAUAGUCAAGACCCUGAUGCUUGACCUCAUGCGCUACUCUUUGGGCAAGCAUGUACACUCAAACACAUAGGCCUAUGAAACAUGUAAUUGGUUUCAACAAGACUAUUUCUCAAAUUGUAGGCUUAUAGAUAAAACACUAAUUUGCUGUUUCUUCGUGUCAUGAUACAUUUAUGGUGGUUGAUAACUUGGUUGGUUGGUUAGGCUAUGUUUAUACCUCCUUGGCCGAUACCUCUGAAUAACUGCCUUGGAUCACAUGGGGAAUCUCACAGUGCAAAGUUUGCUUUAGUAAUAUAACUACAGUUUAUUGUUUUGUCAAAUUACACAGUCAAACUCAUAUGAAAAGCUAGCAAAUUGCAGAUUGUGAAAGAUGGUUGAUUUGGACAGUUCAUGACCAUGCUGGAUAGAUGUUCAGAUAGGCUGAUCUCUUAUCAUGUUAUUGGUCCCAGGGCACAGAUGAAAAGGCUGAAAGGGGUUCUUUGACCGAACCACACGUUUUUAAAAGAUUUAGGCCAAGUUGCAUUUAGCCUGUUGAAUGUGUAAUUCCAAUUUAGGCCUAUGCUCAAAUUCAAAGUGCUCCAUAAGAUUUACAUUUGUUCAUUAAAAAAAACGAUAUAAGUAUGACAUGUAGGCUAACGCACAAAACCGUAAUAUGCUAUUAGUGUCACCCUUUCUCUUCCAAAUGAAAAAUAUAUGUUAUGACUACUAUUUCUAUAUACCUAAUAAUGAUGACGAACUAAGGCUCUAUGAUUUAUUAGAAGGUAAUAGGUUUACAUAAUUUAGGUAAAAGACAAAUUAAAAAAGGUUCAGAAAAUGAAUAAAUAAUCAAUUGUUUUGUGGUUUAGAUUAGUUUUUGAUCGUUCCUUUUGAAAACAACAGGUGUAAAUCUAGACCUGUCUCUCUUUGUAACAUAGCCCUAAAGGAUUCCUAUUAUCCAUUAAAACAGUAUACUUCUUACAGCCUACAUGUUCUGUUUUUGCAUAUACUAUACUUAUUUAUGUCGAAGUAUUCUGCUCUCUACCCCCUCUCAUAUUCUAUUAUCUAUGUUUUCCUUUUUUUUCUUUCUUUCUUUCUUUUUUACAGGUGAUGAAACUUGGUAACCCCGCCAUCGCGGAAGCGCUGCUGAGGGCGAACGCAAAUCCAAACGUGCGCGACCAUGUCAGAGGUCUCACCAUCACUCAUGACGCUGCAAGGGAUGGAUAUGCAGACACCCUACGCAUACUGAUGGUUCAUGGCGCAGACGUCAAUCUCCUGGACAAUGAUGGCAAUCUUCCAUUGCAUCUAGCCGCAAGGGAAGGCUAUCUUGAUGUGGUCCAGCUCCUUGUUGGUUCUACGACGGACGCCACAAGGUGCAACUCCAAAGGCCACACACCUUAUGAUUUGGCGACUACGAACCAUAGAGUAUCCAUUGCGCAAUACAUUCAGGCGCACACUAAUUAA